AUGUCGGCUCUUAGGCCCCAAUUGGCGGCCACUGAAGACCCGGAAGUGAUGGUACGUCAGGUGAAUCUCGCGGCAGCCUUUCACGACCACAUCUCGUGCACAAAGAUCUCUCAACAGUCGGUGACGACAGGGAUGUGUGCCCUCCAGACCUCCGUGUCCUCAGUGGACACACCGAUACACCAGUCGUCGGGCGUGGAGGUGGGCGUGGCCUUCGAGUCGUCGGUCGAGUCUGACCACAUGUACGCCACGGACAACAAGAUGAUGGGCGACACGACAGGCCUGUUGGCCAACGGCUUGAUUCGGACGAACAGUGCGCUGACGGGCGGCGCCCUCUCCUCCGAGAAGAACCAGAUCUCGCGGUUGACUGAAAUGAUUUUGGGUCAGUUGGACCUCAUUCAGCACCAACAGGAACAGCUGCUCAAAAAGGACAGACAGCUCCAGGGCCUCAAACAGGACAGAGAGGCGCUGUGUCUGAGGCUCGAGAAGAUGGAGAAGAAGAUCGCGGUUCUGAUGACCAAAGUGGCCAACAGUGCCCUCAACGCAGUGCCCAACCAUGCGGUCAAUAGUAAUGCGAACACUGUUUGUGUGAAUAGUCUGUCCGUUAAUAGCAAUCGCAACGCGAGUCAAGUGACGAACAGUCAACUCAUUGCCACUAAUAGUAACCAAAACACCGCAGAAACCGAUUGCGAACAAAGCGGAAGCGAUACCAUCGUUGAGAGCGAAGCCAAUAGCGUCGUCGGCCUCUUCACGGACCCCACAGUCUUCACCAAACUGUACGCCAAACCCACGCCAUCGACAGCGAGUAAUACGAGUGUUAAUAAUGUAAAUAAGAGUCAAUUGAUAUCAAAGAACACCACAACGACUGUUAAUAACGUAGUGAACGUUAAGAUCAAAACUGAGCCACAAGUGAGCGCCGGAACCGAUAAAACGUGCCGCGACUACGACGACGACGACUACCACCACAACCACCGCAGGCACUGGUGUUUCAUCGGUUCGCAAGAGUCGAAAAAGACAGGCGACGCCAGAAGUGACACAAACGCCGACCACAACCACAACGACGACGACUACAACAGCGCCGACGAUGGCAACGCCCGUAACGGCGAGCGCCUCGUCGGCGAAGAAACGCAACAAAACAUAAAAACUGAGAAUAAAAAGGAUUUAAUGAAUACUAAGGAGAGUUCGUGCGAUUCUUUGAGCACUUUUAGUACAACUAAAAGCAACAAAACGUUAAACACUGUGAAUAAUAACCGCAAACGAGUGGCGAAACCCAAAAGUGAGACCUCAUCCACACGUGUAGAGACGGCCACAACUCAGCCCACAAUAGUUGCGCCAAUUGUUAGGACUUAUCCCGUGAUCAAAGACAUAUUGACGACAACAAAGCCUUACGAUAUUGUCGUCAACAACACAACCAUUGAGGAGUUGUGUGUAAAUAGCGAGUCGUUAGACAUUAAAUUAGAUAAUUGUUCAGUUGAUGAAAGCAUUAGUAGAACUGUUUCUGAAAGUGAUAGUGAAGUAAUAGAAGUUCCCAAUUGGCGCCUACACCCUGUCAGCAGCUGCUACUCACUCGAGGGCACAGAGAAUUUAGACGACGAGGUCUUCAACAGAAGGCAUCAGAAGUUAGAGAACGACGAGAGACGCAGAAAAAGAUGGGAUAUACAGAGACUGCGAGAGCAGCGCCACAAUGAGAGACUACGCACCGGUCGUUAUUAUAGCCAAAGUUUAGGCAAUUGUGUCAAUGAAAAGCCUACGGAUCUCAAGAAACAGAGCUCAGAAUUCACGUCUUUCUACCCGGAGAUCACAAGUCUCCACUCCCUAGAAGUGACGGAUAAGUUACCUAUCAUUGCGUUCGGACAUCCCAUUCCUAAACUGCCCACAAAAUAUUUUUCGUUGCCGUGGAAUACGUGUGAGAAGACCGAGAGGAUAGAGAAACCCGAGAAGAAUGAGAAGCCGGAGAAACCGCAGACGUCUGGGAGGGCCUCCCGGAGCUCACCUCAAAAGAAAUCCUAAUUACGAUAUUAACUGUAAAAAGCAUUAAAUUAUUUCAGGGCUUAAGGUUAACAGAGAACUAAUUGAAAUGAAAAUAACUACUCAUUAAUUAAUUAAUUGUUUGAAAC
Oppiella nova is the source of this 2114-nucleotide messenger RNA. The record is from the annotation of a GenBank genome assembly. NCBI's taxonomy places the organism in Eukaryota, Metazoa, Arthropoda, Arachnida, Sarcoptiformes, Oppiidae.